AUUUUGAAGUAAUCCGAAUGAAUUAGUGUCAAAAUCAAAAGUCUUCCCAUUUUUUUUCUCAAUAUUUUUCAAUAAAUUACAAAUUCGAAGUGUAUUAAGAAUGAGGGAAUGCAUAUCAGUGCACAUUGGCCAAGCUGGCGUCCAAAUUGGUAAUGCUACCUGGGAACUCUACUGUCUUGAGCACGGCAUAGAACCUGAUGGCUGUUUAUCCCCACAAGCAGACUCUCUUUCGGACAACUGCUUCGGGACCUUCUUCCACGAGGUGGAGAACAAAAAAGUUGUACCCAGAGCAAUUUUAGUCGACCUAGAACCAACAGUAGUCGACGAGGUGAGAAAUGGAAAAUACAAACAGCUCUACCACCCUGAGAAUCUGUUGACUGGCAAAGAAGAUGCGGCUAACAACUACGCCAGAGGCCAUUACACCAUAGGCAAAGAAAUUCUGGAACCUGUCAUGGAAAAAAUCUACAAACUGGCAGAGCAAUGCAGUGGCUUACAGGGAUUUUUCGUUUUCCAUUCAUUCGGAGGUGGCACUGGAUCUGGCUUCACUUCCUUAUUGAUGGAGAAGUUAUCUCAGGACUUUGGCAAGAAGAGCAAACUGGAAUUCGUAAUUUACCCAGCUCCUCAAGUGUCCACGGCCGUUGUUGAACCCUAUAACUCCAUCUUAACGACCCACGCCACCUUGAACUACUCAGAUUGUGCUUUUAUGGUGGACAAUGAAGCCAUCUACGACAUUUGCAGAAGGAGGCUGAAUAUAGAACGUCCAGACUACAUAAAUCUUAACCGACUCAUAAGCCAAGUUAUCUCAUCAAUCACAGCAUCGUUACGUUUCGAUGGUGCACUUAAUGUGGAUCUGACAGAGUUUCAAACUAAUCUGGUGCCUUAUCCUAGAAUCCAUUUCCCAUUGGCUUCCUACGCUCCUGUCGUUUCUUGUGAGAAAGCCUACCAUGAAGGUAUGUGCGUUGCCGAGAUCACAGCCGAACUCUUCGAGACCAACAAUCAGAUGGUGAAAUGUGACCCACGUCAGGGAAAAUACAUGGCUUGUUGCCUGUUAUACAGAGGAGACGUGGUACCGAAAGACGUCAACACAGCCAUAGCCCAAAUGAAGGCUAAGAGCACCGUCAGGUUCGUCGAUUGGUGUCCAACAGGUUUCAAGGUGGGGAUCAACUAUCAGCCUCCUACCGUAGUCCCCGGAGGAGAUCUGGCAAAGGUGCAGAGGGCUGUCUGCAUGCUGGCAAACACGACAGCGAUCCAAGACGCUUGGGCGAAAUUGAACAAGAAGUUUGAUCUGAUGUACAACAAGAGGGCCUUUGUGCACUGGUAUGUAGGGGAGGGAAUGGAGGAGGGAGAGUUUGGAGAGGCCAGGGAAAACCUGGCAACGCUGGAGAAGGAUUAUGAGGAAGUGACGUCGGAAAUGGUAGAAGAGAAUCCGGAGGAUGUGGAGAAAUGAUUGGAACCAUGAGAAAUUAUCGUUGUAGACAAAUCAUUAUCGAAUAAAAAUUUAUCAGUA
This is a messenger RNA of Harmonia axyridis, 1507 nucleotides long. RefSeq names its product tubulin alpha-4 chain-like. Gene Ontology annotation, cellular component: cytoplasm; microtubule. NCBI's taxonomy places the organism in Eukaryota, Metazoa, Arthropoda, Insecta, Coleoptera, Coccinellidae. Gene Ontology annotation, biological process: microtubule cytoskeleton organization; mitotic cell cycle. Gene Ontology annotation, molecular function: GTP binding; structural constituent of cytoskeleton. The transcript has 2 exons. The coding region runs from base 101 to 1447 and encodes 448 amino acids. The record is from RefSeq and is a predicted model, not a curated record.